Molecule: messenger RNA, 270 nt
Organism: Dibothriocephalus latus
Lineage: Eukaryota; Metazoa; Platyhelminthes; Cestoda; Diphyllobothriidea; Diphyllobothriidae
Source: the annotation of a GenBank genome assembly
AUGUCCACGUUCAAAAGCAUGAGUUAUCAAUCGAUCGAGAAGGUGAACAUGAUGCCAACUGCAUGUGCCGUAUAUGUAAGAGAACGACACGAGAUUGAGUGUGUCCUGCGACUUGGAGGUUGGAAGUCCAUUAAGAUUUUACAGUUGGUGGCAGCCGAUAUGGAGGAACUGGCAGUAGACGACGUGGUGGGGGAAUAUAUGGUAGGGUUAAUAGAAGAGCAGGGUGUAGAGGGACGCAGAACUCGUCUGGAGAAGCGAUCAGAACAGUAG